UGAAAUAAAUUUAUUGUAUAUGUUUUUAACUUCAGUCACCCGAAAUUGCGAGUAUUUGUUCUGAUUUCCCGUGUCAACUGCAAGACUGUAGGUUAAGUGCUUGCAUUUAGCUGGCUUGGCGUGGCUUGCGUGGUUGGCUGCUGAACCCGACUAACGCCUCGGCAUUUCAACGUCCCUCAACAACAACAACGACAUAUCACAACACGACCAGAUGCAACCGCUUUGGCCAGCGCCAAAAUGCCUUCAAGCGACCUACCCAAGCGCAAAGCCUCUGAUGCUCCUGUUUCUCCGCCGCCCCUCAAGCGCAAACUUCAGAGCGGCACAACCAGUGAGUGCGCAAUCCCAGAAGCAGCGUUAUUUCCAUGCCGCAGCAUGCUAUCGUUGGAUGACUAGCUAACAUGACCUACCUAGAGACCGCUGUAGCAAACUUCUUUACUCCAGCAUCGCAAAAACCUAAGGAUCCUACUGUCUGGUCUGAGCGAAGUCCUAACGACGAUACCCCUGCGACUCUCCUGGUCGGCCGAUUCGAUGGUGUCAAGGAAGAUGAAACAAUAAAGAGGAGGAAGAUAGCUGCUUUUGAUCUUGACUCGACACUCAUCUCGACAGCCUCAGGCAAGAAACAUGCAGGUAGCGGGAUAGAUUGGAAAUGGUGGGACAACUCGGUCCCCGCCAAACUUCGAGAGCUGUAUCAAGAUGGAUAUCGAGUCGUCAUCUUAUCGAACCAGGCAGGGUUAACGCUACACUUCGACCCCAAGUCCAAAGCACCGAAAGCCAAUGCGCAGAAACGAGUUACCGAAUUUAAACAGAAAUGCAGCGCCGUCCUCAAUAGUUUGAACCUUCCGACAUGCGUCUACGCGGCGACCGAGCAUGAUAUAUAUCGAAAACCGAGAACAGGCAUGUGGAAGGAACUCUGCGACGACUACGACAUCUCGGAAUCCGAGAUAGAUCUGGGGAACAGCGUAUUUGUCGGCGAUGCAGGGGGUCGCACAGCAACGUUGGGGAAAGGUCCAGACGGAGUUGCGGCCGCAGCUAAAGACUUUAGCUGUUCGGACAGAAACUUUGCCCACAACGUCGGAAUCCAGUAUCAGACGCCGGAGGAGUUCUUUCUCGGCCAGAAGCCUCGGAGUUUCGCUCGUGAAUUCGACUUGUCCGAGCAUCCCUUCGUCGACGAUGCUGAAUCGGGGAACUCCGUGGUGACCUUUGACAGGACCAACGACAAGGACAUCAUCUUAUUCUGUGGGCCACCCGGGGCUGGCAAAUCCACGUUUUACUGGAAAUCCCUCAAGCCUCUGGGGUACGAGCGCAUCAACCAGGACCAGCUCAAGACACGCGACAAGUGCGUGCAGGCAGCGAGGGAGCAUCUCCAAGCGGGUAAGCCCAUUGCCAUAGAUAAUACCAAUGCCGAUCCAGAGACCAGGACUAUUUGGGUAGAGCUUGCCAAGAAAUUCGGCAUCUCUAUCCGUUGUGUGUGGUUCAAAACUCCUCUCCAAGUCUGUGAACACAACAAUGCUGUGCGGGCGCUAAACACGACAUUGAAUCCUGAGUCAAGACAGAUCUUACCCAAGAUGGCAUUUACAGGCUUCGCGAGCAGGUUUAAACCGCCACAGGUGAAGGAGGGUUUCCAAGACAUUACGGAGGUGCAGUUUCAGUUCCGUGGUUCACAGGAUGAGUACAAGAUCUGGGGUCGAUACUGGACGUGAGAACAAGAAAAAAGAAUUCCCCAAUUAUUCACCUUGGCAUCGUGUCAUCUCCGCAUCACACAAAUUCUUUAUUAUCAGCAGCUCCAAAUCCUCAUGGGGCAGUUGAGGUCCAUAUCGCCUCCGCAUAGCCAUAUUGGGGAAGGCGAAGCGAAAGACGAGACGAGUUGAUAUUGCAAGCGAGGAUAAGUUCUGGGGUCUGCUCACCGUAUUAGACGGGGCUCCUGGGGUAUUCAGGUAGUUUAUCUGGUAGCCUGGAGGUAGUGGAUAUCGCUCCGGCCAUCUAUAAUGCAGUUAAUGUCAUCCUGACUCGACCAAUUACUCGACCAACAACCGCCCAACCCACACGAACGAGUCUGAAUAGAGGAAUAUGCUCCUUGCCAGUGGAGUCCAUCGGUCGUAGAAAAAGAACCGGUCCGAAUCUUUUACUAAAGACAACCCAGAACUGGAUGAUCCCUGAGUCUCAGGGGUGGCCCGGCCUCUAGCUUUAUUUGCUUUAAGCUAAACUUUACACUUUGUUUGUAUGCUUAUUCUGAAGAUCUCACAGUGAGAUGCAAAACCUGCGGGGGAAUGCGGAGUGAUCGUCUCUGCCUUCUCCGUGGCCGUGGCAUGAUUGCGGAGAGAUUCUGGACCUGGCCCAUUCUUUAAGCAAUGUCACUAAAAGUUUCCAAUGCAACGGCAGUUAUUUUGAC
Messenger RNA from Fusarium odoratissimum NRRL 54006, 2389 nucleotides. RefSeq lists its product as uncharacterized. Gene Ontology annotation, biological process: DNA repair. The transcript is spliced from 2 exons. The record is from RefSeq and is a predicted model, not a curated record. The coding region runs from base 399 to 1700 and encodes 433 amino acids. Gene Ontology annotation, molecular function: polynucleotide 3'-phosphatase activity; double-stranded DNA binding; ATP-dependent polydeoxyribonucleotide 5'-hydroxyl-kinase activity. NCBI's taxonomy places the organism in Eukaryota, Fungi, Ascomycota, Sordariomycetes, Hypocreales, Nectriaceae.